AUUUGCGAACAACAUUUGAAUAAAAUUAGAAUCGAUUCUUUGAUACUUUCAAUCUCAUAAUGAGCUAGUCUAUUAACGCGUUAAAUUGAAAUUUCGAUGCGAUGUGAUAGGUAUAAAAUGUGAGUUUGAUGUGUUGAUCGUUCGAUUUUUUUGUUCAAUAAUUUCACGAGCUUCAAAAAAUAUCAGUUCAAGAUGUUGAAAAAACGUGUUGUUCUUUGGUGGUUGAUUAUUACCGGUAUAAUAUGCCAUAUGUUCCUAAUGACCAACAUAAAUGUUGCCAUAAUAUCAAUGGUUAAGAAGCCACAAGACAACAAUACUGAGAGUGAUAAAUUCGACUGGAAUGUUCAGCAGCAAACCAUGAUCUUUGGAGCGUAUUACUGGUUCACGUGGAUUUCUCAGUUUGCUGGUGGAAUAUUAUCGCACAAAUAUGGAUCCAAGAUUACGUUUGGACUGAGUAACUUUAUAGGAUGUUUGAUGAGCUCAGCUAUACCUGCUGCAGCCUAUAUUGGCUGGGAAGUGGUUGUAAUUGUUCGAGUUCUGCAAGGCACCAUUGCGUCUGUAGGGUUACCAGCUGGAAUCGCAACAAUAAUUGGACAAUGGUCUCCUCCAGACGAAAGAGGGAAAUUCACUUCAGUAAUGCUGGGCAUACCUCUGGGUAUAUCCAUUGGAUACACGUUUUUCGGAUUCAUCGCUGAUAACUUGAGCUGGCCUUAUGUAUUCCACACCACAAUGAUAUUGGGCUCAGUGUGGUACGUAGCGUGGCGUUAUUUCGUAUACGAUACUCCAGACGAGCAUCCCAGAAUAUCAGAACACGAGAAAAUGUACAUUAAAAAAAGUCUGGCUAAUAGUACCACUAGAGAAAAUAUACCGAUACCUUGGAAAGAAAUAUUGACUUCGAGGCCUUUACUACUGAAUAUAAUUUGUACAUUUGGGACAUCUUGGGCUUUCUUCGGGACCAGUAUGUUUUUACCUAUGUACUUGAAGAGGAUGCACGAUAUCAGUCCAACAAAGAUUGGUUUGAUCACUGGUAUCUCGUUCCUGGCGAAAGCUAUUCUACAAAUUGUUGGGGGAGCUGCGACUGAUGAAAUGAUUAGACGAGGAAUGUCUAAAACUAGAGUGAGGAAUAUUGCAGUUCUUCUUGGAGCAGUAAUCGCUCCAGUUCUCCUAGCAUGUAUUAUAUUCGUUCAGUACGAUGUAUUUUGGUCUUUGACCUUAUUGAUGGCUUACUUUAUGAUCUCAUCAUUCACCAACAAUGGUACUCCAGUUGCAGUAAUCGAUAUGUCUCCUAAUUUCUGUGGAAUUAUUCAAGGGAUUACUUGCGCUCUCACUGCAACGACUGGAUUUUUUUGCUCUCUAAUGUUCAAUCUAAUAUCUUCCCAUUGUGAUGAGUCAAAUACUUGGGGGUAUUUCUUCUUAUCCAGUGGAUUGAUAAACGUCGUACCUGGAGUAUUAUUUUUAUUAUUCAGUAAUUCGGAGCUGCAGCCCUGGAAUCAACCCAAAGAAUCAGUGGGACAGGUUUUGAGCAAUUUGAACGUUGAUAAUUCUCAGCCAUGAUAAACUUAUUGAUACAAAUAAGCCUCGAGGCUUGAAGUAGAUGAAAGAUAAAUCAAAGUUUUUCCUAGCACCUGAACAUGUUUUCAAUUGUGAUAAUAAAACGUUACCUAGUACAAAUUUUCAAAAAA
Messenger RNA from Planococcus citri (citrus mealybug), 1682 nucleotides. RefSeq names its product vesicular glutamate transporter 1-like. Gene Ontology annotation, biological process: monoatomic anion transport; transmembrane transport. The coding region runs from base 193 to 1554 and encodes 453 amino acids. Gene Ontology annotation, molecular function: transmembrane transporter activity. The transcript has 10 exons. The record is from RefSeq and is a predicted model, not a curated record. Lineage: Eukaryota; Metazoa; Arthropoda; Insecta; Hemiptera; Pseudococcidae. Gene Ontology annotation, cellular component: membrane.